UUAAUCGCUGCCAAUAGAUGCGACAACAUUAUCGUACCAUCUUGUCGAGAAGGCGCCAGUGCUGCCAUAUUUGAUAUUUCGAGGUGCUGGACACCUGCAUUUUGCACAAUAACGGAAUUACAUUAACGAUAUUUUUCUCCACCUUUGCUAGAUUCUAACUGUGGUAACGGCAACGGUCAUCUGUGUGAUGAGACAAGUGACUUUUGGUGAGGCGAUCCCUUGUUUUUCUGGGAACACUUUAAAAGCACCGUUGGAGUCAUAGAAGAGGCACCAAAGCUAAGCCAUUCUCUAAUUUCUAAUGCCGUCCUGCCAAGAAAGCGGUUACGCAAACAUGAAGGACCAAACUCCAUAAACUGAUGGAGACAUGGCCAACAAGGGUUCACUUCCUCCGGAGAAAGAGUUCGGCCCUACGCACCUGAUGGCAGAAAGUCCUGGUGGAACUACCUUAACACAACCAUCUCAGGUUGUAAGUAUAGAGCCAAGUAACAUGUAAUAGCUCAUCAUCCAUCAACGCUUUGACCGCUCCAGUGGACCACCUAGCGUCGAAGGUAGAAGCAUGUGAAAGGCGGCAACUUGAGCGCGACUCAGCUAUCGAUGUUAUGAGUUCUAUUCUUCUGAGUAUCCAAGCUAGCGUCACAAAUAAGAUUGCAAUAGAGAAGGAAUAUUCAGAUGUUACCGGGAAUUUGUGUGCAACAACACCACCUAAGAGGAAGGCAGACAGUUAGAGCUACGAUAAUGUGGACGACUUCAACACAACUAUUCGGGUACCAAUAUCCAUCCUUGAUGAUGACAAAUCAGCAGCAAACCCACCGAAGAGGCCAACCGGCAGCCACAAUAGAAACCAGAAGAGUGCCGGCCAACAAGGUUCGUUCAAGACGGCAGCAGAGGUUGUGGCACACAAAGAGACGAAACUGAUAUCCACCCAAGGGAAGCAUUUUACCCGCUCAGUUGGACCCUCACAAAACACUCGUGGAAGUUUGUAUGGAUACCCAACAAUGAUGCCCAAGAAUAACUACGGGCGCACCUCUGCAAAUUUGAUAAGAACGCGUUCCAUUGGUGGGAACUCAAAAUUCCUUGGACUAGGACCUGCUGAUCCAAUACAUGGGUUUCCAGUGAACCCACCUCUAGUAGGUCAUCUAAACGGACCACGGCCGCGGCCAUCCACCUUUGUUAGAUUGUUUGGCAGUCUGAUGAACACAAUGUGCUUGGACGCCUUCUCAGGGGUUCCCGCAGACAAGCGAUUGCUGAAGCCAACGGACAACAAACUCACUGACUUGCAGAGAGCAGUUGCUGCAUAUGCAUUUAACCCAAUGGGAGAUCCCAUGGAAGAACUGGUUAGGUUUGGACAUUUUGUGUUGCAGCGCCACAACAUACUCACCCUCCAGCCCCCUCAUAUGCCGGACGAUAACAUUUUUGAAAUGUUAGCCUUAUGGCUAAGUUUAGCCACUCGCGAAAACGAUAGGGUAGAAUUCUGGACCUUGCCUCCUGGAUUCACGUUAAGUCGGCCAAUGACACAGUAAAAUGUGUGAUAUAAUUUUCUUUAUCGAUGAUUAGCAACAAAAUGUACAUAUUGAUUUUUGGGAGGGAAGCUCUGCUGAGGAACUGGCCAGUCGUUACAAGGAGAGAUGGAUGAGGCACUUUAAUAGCCUCAAUUAUGUUUAUAUCCCCGUAAAGGAUGCAUGUAGACACUGGUAUCUGGCGGUUGUGGCAUUCCGAGAGCGGACCUUGUAUCAUUUGGAUGCUAGUAUGGAUGAAGAGGGGAGCGUUAGUAGGAAACUAUUCGUCAGAAACCUGGGGGAGGCCCUUUCCCAAUUGGUUGCUAUUGGGGAGUAUUCACCCCCAUUAGCUAAGAAUGAUGCAGAGAUUACCUGCUUCAGCAUUGCUAGCGCAAAUGGCCUACCUGUGGGACAGCCAAGGGAAGCAUGUGCAAUCUGGGUACUCAGUUGGAUGGCUAUGGCUGGCGCUUUCCAACAUAAUAUGCUACCUUCUAUGGACGAUAAAGUGGACACGAAUGCAGAAACUUGUGUCAGACCGUACAAGGCGCAUAGGAAACCUGAUUCAGGGAGGCCCAGGCUAAAACUCACCGUAAAAUAGGACACGAAUGCAAAAACUUGUGUCAGACCGUACGAGGCUCAUAGGGAACCUAAUUCAGGGAAGCCCAGGCUAAAACUCACCCAUUUUUGGGUAUGGACAACCGCUACAGCAAACCGAUAAGAGAUAAAGUAAGGUGCUUGUUCCGCUAACAUACUCCAUAUAAUGUUUCACAUACUCGACAAUGGUUUUCUUCAUGUGAAUAGAAUUAUAUAUAUUAUAUUUUAGAAAUUUUGAAUAUUG
Arachis ipaensis is the source of this 2334-nucleotide messenger RNA. The record is from RefSeq and is a predicted model, not a curated record. NCBI's taxonomy places the organism in Eukaryota, Viridiplantae, Streptophyta, Magnoliopsida, Fabales, Fabaceae.